Salvia splendens (bonfire salvia) is the source of this 1268-nucleotide messenger RNA. Its product is annotated as zinc-finger homeodomain protein 10. The transcript has a single exon. Lineage: Eukaryota; Viridiplantae; Streptophyta; Magnoliopsida; Lamiales; Lamiaceae. Bases 194 to 1015 code for a protein of 273 amino acids. Gene Ontology annotation, cellular component: nucleus. Gene Ontology annotation, biological process: regulation of DNA-templated transcription; regulation of developmental process. The record is from RefSeq and is a predicted model, not a curated record. Gene Ontology annotation, molecular function: transcription cis-regulatory region binding; DNA-binding transcription factor activity.
ACAAAAAAACCAAACCCAUUCUUGUUUUCUAUCUCUCUCUAACUUAAUCUCCUCAUCUCCUCCAUAAAGAUUCUUGCUUUUUCCCUCAAAACCCUAAACUCCAUCUCUAAUCUCAACCCUUUAAAUAGGAGUAAAAACUAAACACUCUCACUCACAACACAAGCAAAAAAUAUACUAGUAAUUAUUUUGAUUGAUGGAGCUAAGCAAUUCAGCAGCAGUCAAAACCCCUAAUGCUGAAUCCGAGACCCCGACCCGGAUCCAACCCGGAAGCAACGGCGUGCUGAAGCGCCACGCGCCGCUGCACCACCCCCUCGUGGUCACCUUCAGGGAAUGCAUGAGGAACCACGCAGCCGGCCUCGGCGUCCACGCCGUCGACGGCUGCGGCGAAUUCAUGCCUUCCGCCACCGAUCCGGCGUCGCUGAAAUGCGCCGCGUGCGACUGCCACCGCAACUUCCACCGCCGCGACCCCCCGGAGGAGCCGCCUCUGACGCUCAUCGAGUUCCACCCCCACCACCGCCACCACCCCCUCCCGCCGCGCCUCAGCAGCGCCAGCCCUGACAAUUCGCCGUCGCCGCCGCCGAUCUCCUCCGCCUACUAUCCGUCGGCGCCGCACAUGCUGCUAGGCCUCAGCCAUGGCCAUCCCGGCGGCGGCGGCGGCGGAGGAGGAGGAGGUCGGAAUCCGAGCUCAGGCAGCCGCAAGAGGUUCCGCACAAAGUUCACCCAGGAACAGAAGGAGAAAAUGCUGGAAUUUGCUGAGGGAGUUGGGUGGAAAUUGCAGAAGAAAGAUGAGGAUUUGAUCAGGGAAUUCUGCAGCCAGGUUGGAUUGGAGAGAGGGGUUUUGAAGGUGUGGAUGCAUAACAACAAGAGCGCUGUCGCUAAGAAGAAUCGUCAAUCUGCUUCGCCGCCGGCAGCCAAUAACGGCGGUGGAACUGGUGAAGACAGUGACAGCAAAGAAGAUGCUCAGUUGGAAGAGGUGAGCCACCACCACAACCAUGAUGGAUCGUCUUCUUCUUGAAUUGAAUCUCUUGGUUGAGAUUAAUAAUUGAUUAAAAUUAAAAUAAAACAGGUUUUAGAUAGUUGAGAAAAGAUAAAUUGAAAUUUCGGCUGGAAUUUGAUGGAGUAGUUUUCUUUUCCAAUUCUGCUUCUUAGAUUCAUACCUUGAUUAAACUUUGUUUUGCUUAGCUAUGAUGAUUAGCCUUGAUCAAAUAUGUGGAAGACAUAUAUUUGUUUAUUUAUCAUUUAUCUAAAUCGGUAAUGAUUUUGUUUUA